AUCGACGCAAAGGCAAACGUCGACGUUUCGGAUCCAGUUUCUAUACAUACUUCUACACACACUGCCUCCAAAAUCAAAAGUGUAUCAUGUCGCAGUUGAAAACGUUUCCUCUGGCAGUUUUGAUUUGUUGCUUGUGUACUAUAGUUUUCGUUCUUCACUAUGCGGAAUGGAGACCCACGAUUAUCAAGACCUACAUUUGCGACUGGAUGCCAUCGUCAGAUGAGCAGCAGCAGCCGGGUUCUACCGCCCGGGUUCCGGAUUACCUGAAAAUCCCGGGGUUCAAUAAGACGUUCGGAGAAGAUUCUGAAGAAGACGAAAGGCUGUUGAAGCAUUUGCGGAACACGGUUUUGUGGCCGCCGUCUUCCAAGCCGUACAAUUUAUUGCGGAAAAAUGUGCAAGAGAAUUCGGAAGGCAGUUUCAUCACGAAGCACGUUAUUCCCAAGUACUUCCCAACGUUAGAAGGAGGGGUUUUCUUCGAAGCCGGAGGUUUGGAUGGAGAAACAUUGUCCACAACUCUGUACCUGGAGCGAUUCAAGAACUGGACAGGAAUGCUUGCAGAAAUGAAUCCCCUGGGAAUUGACAGGAUUGUGCAGAAAAACCGGAAAUCCUGGCUCGCCCCCGCCUGCCUCUCGCCAACAAAUACUCCUUCCAGGGUCUGCGUAAAAAUUUGCAUUUACGAGGUUCCUUGCUACCCAGUCACAGCGUUGCUUUUGGCUGCGAAUUUGGAUUCCAUCGACUUUUUCAGCCUGGAUGUCGAAGGACUGGAACUCAAAGUGCUCAAAACCAUCGACUUUCAAAGGAUCAAAAUCAAAGUGAUUCACAUGGACUUGCUUCACACUGAAGAAGGAGAACCGGCUGUGCAUGAUUUUCUGAAAACCAAGGGAUUCAAGCAUGUUCAUGGACGUGAACUCCUCAGUUCUGAAGCAACAGAAGAAGGUGUGAUCCAAGAAAGAAUCACCAAGGGUGAAGUGACUCAUGCCAUGGCUUCACUGCCACCUUGUAUAGACAAACAUCCCACUCUUGUGAUGGCCAACAAUGAAGCCAGGGUCAUCAUUAAGCAGGUCCCCAGAUUGGAAACCUGUGAAAAAGUUGAAAACAGAGAUGAUAUCUCUGAUGCCAUGAGCUAUGGCUUGGGCUGUGACAAAAAUAAAAUAAUAAAUAAAGCUGCAUCUCUGAAAUCAUCCAGAGGCAGCAGCAAAACCUUUUCUGCCAGGACUAGCAAGAGAAGCAGUUUGGCAGGAAGUAAGAAAGUAAGCAGAAAGUCUUCUGACAAAUCCUUGGACAGUGGCUCAAGUACUAAGCUGCCAAAGGGGAAAUCUUCAAGGAAUUCUCGCGGUAGUUCUCAGAGGAGUAGAAAGUCCUCCAGGGCAACACCAGCUAGGGGUUCCAAAAUAUCAUCAAUCCAUGAAAGCCCUGUUCUUGGGAGUGCCCAGGGCUUGAUCAGCCAUGGAGCCAAAAAAGUUGAUGAAUUAGCCAGUGCCAUGAAGGGAGAAAUUGAAGAUGUCCCAUGCAAAUUAGCUGAGAAAACUGAAAACGCCAAAUCCCUCAUUGAUAAUACUACUGAGGGCAUCAUGAAACAAUCCAAAGAGGCUGUCAUGCAAGGACAAUCAGUUGUGGAAGGCGCAGGGAAUUCCGUGCAUGCUGGGGCAAUGAAUGUGCUACAGGGGGCCAAAGGUGCAUUCGAUCCUGAGGAUAAGUUGGCUUCAGAGGCCAGCAAAUCUAAAGGAAGUAGGUCCUCAAAUGACCACCACAAAAGGGCAGGCUGUGAUGAGUAUGACCCAACUGCCUUCAUAGCUAAAAUGUCUGCUGGAGCAGAUGACCCCAAGUCUGAUGAUGAGCACCAAGAUGACUCCAAGAAGCUGCAGCCAAAAACCAGGGAGCUAAAUUUGUCUGCUCCAGAAAUGGAACAGAGAACAAUUUAUGAUGCCCUUGUCAAUGAUGAUCAAGAGAAGAAGCUUGCCCAAAAGCCCUCUGGGGAGGGUGUCCCAGAUAUGCACACCCCCAGUGAGUCCAUGAGCAGUGUAGCUGCAGCACCCAAGGACAUCACUGCCGGUGUGAAAGCUCCACAUCCUGGCAACCCUACCAUUGAUCACUUGUUCACUACCACAAACAAUUCCAACAAAAAACGAAGUUCAAAAAAAGCAUCUCAUCAUGGAUCCAUGCCCAAAGAUGCACCUCCCAGGAAUGAUGCUGAUGACUUCCACGAAAGCAGUCAAAACAAAACUCCCAAAAAUCCACCAGAUGUCAUCGCUAGUUCCCAGAACUCCAAUUCCGCGGGUGAGUCUUCAUCUACCUCUUCAAUGCAACUACCUGCAGAUAUCCGGGGAGAUACCUCGACAUUCAAGAAGACCAAGCGUCAAACUGAGGCUGAACCCUACAUGAACCCUGGGGGAACCAUAGUAACCUAUGGCAACAAAGACGGCCAUAAAGAUAAGAGAAAACGCGUCGUUCGCAAGCCAAAGGUAAAAGCCUCCGAUCAAGAAGCAUUUGAGAGACCUGUGCCAGCACCCAGCAACUCUUGGGCUGAGUCCCCCUAUGAAGAUGUCGGUCCUCCACCAGUUGAACUUACUCCUGAGCAGAUAGAGCAGAUUCAACUGUAUCAGGCUGCCCAACAAAACCAAGAUCAUGAAUUCAUUGAACAUAACUUUCCUGAACUUGGUGAACAGCCUGAGCAAAAUGACAACUUGGCUCUUGAUGUUCCAUCCACAGUGCCUCAAAACCAGCCCAAUGCUCGUGUCCAGAGAAAAUCCAGCAAGUCCAAGAGUCCACAUAGGAGAGCGAGUCAUGAUAGGGCUGGAGCAGACAGCAAUAAGAAGCCUAAGCAUGGCAAGAAGCCCAGAGUUUCCGCCAGUGAUAAUGAUGAGGAUGAGCUUGAUGAUAUGGACGUUUCUUCCAAAUCUAUGGCUGCUGAUAUUCUCAAGUCACUGUAUGAUGGUGCUGCCAACUUAGUAGAAGCAGCAAAGGAAUCCACAGCCCAAAUAAUGACAUCUACAGAAGCCAGGGUCUCUGACACCAUUGAAACAGCUGAGGAAACAGCAGCUGCAGCCAGAACCAAGGCAGCUGAUGCUGCAACCACCAUCCAAAAGAAGGCCAAAAAAACAACUGAGAGUGUGCAAGAAAUGACCACAGGCAUGAAGGAUGGUAUCUACAAUGCUGGAGCCACUGCUGCCAACAUCAUCACAACUGCAAAGGACACUGCUGCACAUGCCACUCAAAAAGUCAUUCCCAAUAAUGACCCUCAGGAGGAAGCAACAACAACUACAACAAGUCAACCUCAAAAAGAAAAGCGCAAAUCAUCCAAAGGAAGACGCUCAGGAGCGGGACAAGAUCAAUCACCCAGACCCAAAGCAGGGGCUGAUCCUGAUCCUCUCAGUGAUAAAACCAGACGCCAAAAGAAAUCCCAGCACCACUCCAAAGAAGACACCAGACGCUUGGCCGAAGAACCUCAAAGUGAGCCAAUGAGUGAAAGACGUGAUGACAAACAUCAAGAAAGAGUCCACGGUGAACAUGACUUGCGAAACAAAGAACCCACCACUAGACAAACUCCAGACAUUAUUCACCACAACAAAAGUAAAGAGGGCAACAUUGACCACGCUCCUGACCUUCGAGGUCAAGCUAAAGAAACAGCAAACGAAAUUGCUAGGUCUGUCAGAAAGGCGUCAAAUCCAGAUCACGAAGAAAAACAUGACAGAGCAGGAGAAGAUCCUCAGGAGAUUCCCUACAAAAUCGCUGAAAAAGCCCAGAAAUUAUCCACUGAAGUCAUGCACAAAGUCAGCAGUAAGACAGAUGACACCGUCCAAAAAAUCGUUACUAAAGUAGAAACCCUCAAAAAGGAAGCAGUGGAUAUGGUUCACGAUACGAUCAAAAAAGACGAACACGCCGAAAAGAAGCCCAGUGGAACCGAAGACUUUCACAAGAGAGCAGGAGCUGAUUCUGAACCCAUCGAUGAUCACAUCCAGAGAGCUAAAAACACUGCUGAAGCCGCAAGAGAUGAGCUACGAAAUCAUGUCAACAAAAACGCGGAAAAAGCAUCCGACAUGAUACACGUCGCCAAGAGUGACGUCAACGAAAAGGCACAGAACCUGAAAGACAAAACCAAGAAACUAAUCCAGGAGAUCAAGCCCGAAGACGAGAAAAAGAAACCUUCGGAAGGCUCUAGGAGUGAAGCCGGAGAAGACGGACACAGAAGUAAACCUUUGUCCAACCAGAUGUCGCACCCUAAGAACAGCGCACAGGCCGCAAAAGGGACCUCACUCGCAACAGCAGCAGAAAAUGCCAACAAUCCGUUACAUAACGCUGAAAAGCUUCAAGACACCGUGAUCAAUUUGGGUUCCCAUGAAAAGAGCCCAGGCGAAAAUGACCAUCACCAGAGAGCCGGGGAAGACAAGCCAGUAAAAGACCACGCCCAGAAAAAGCACAAAAAUGAUGAAAUUCACAGUGAGCCCAUGAGUGAAACUAAAGACAAAAAACAUCAUGAGCAAAGAGCACAUGCAAAACAUGACUCACACCAUAGAGACACUCACGAAAGGCAAACUCCAGAUCUUAUGCAUCAUUCAAAAGAAAAAUCUCACGACGGAAAUGACAAAAUAGCUCCUGACCUCGAGGGACAUGCGAAAGAUAUCGCCGCAGACAUUGUCAAGUCUGUCAAAAAAGCUUCUGACCCCGAUCAUGAAGACCACGAUGAACACCGAAGAGCUGGAGAGGAUCCCUCAAGUCACAGCAUUGCGAAAAUCGUUGAUCAAGAAAAGCAAUCAACAAAAGAAAAGGCAACAGAUCUCAUGCACAAAGUCAAGGACAAGGCGGAAGAUGCGGCCCAUAAAGUUGGAUCAAAACUGGGAGAAGUAAGAGAAAAAGGCAUAGAUGUGGUUCACGACGCUGCGAAGAACGUUGAAAAGGAAACUAAAGACAGCAAAAACAAGCAUCGUACAGGAGCUGGUGCUGACAAUGAGGACAAAAAGGAGAACGAAGAGAAAAGACCAAGUUCAAGUGGUAGCAAGACUCGUCAUUUACAUCACAAAGCAAGAACCCUAGAGCAACCCUCGCCCAAGGAUUUUACCCAACAUGCCAUUCAACAAGAUCAAAAAUCAAAUGAUAUCGACAUCCACUCAAGUCAUGAUGAUCAAGGUAUCUUCGAGAAGGCUGCAGGAAUUGCUUCUGAUGCCAUUCACGCAGUUCAGAAUUUUGCUACGCACGCAAGCACUGAUACCGCAGAUGCGAUUAACUCACAAAAGGACAAUUUAAAACAAACUGCCGAAGAUGUGCAAAAAGGAGUUAAAGACAAUCUCUCAUCCAUCAAUAAUUCUGUGGAUUCGGCUCUGAAAAAAUCAGAAGAUGCAAAACAAACUGCACAGGAAAUCAAGCAGCAUUUGACUGAAACUGUGCAAAGUAAAGUCGAGAAGGUGGAAGCAAUUGCCAAGGAAGAACUAGACGCAGCGAAAGAUUUAGUCAAGCCAAAGAGGCGAGACAGUGUGAAAAAUAUUGUGGAGGAUGCGGUUGCUGAAAAAUCAAUGACAGCCUCAGAAUGGCUCAGUGAGAAGGCCGAAAACAUUGUUGAAGCUGUUCAUCACGCCGAAGAAGUCGUGAAGGAUCAACUAGGUCAAUGCUUGGUGAGGUAUUUAACAAUGCCAACACUGACCUCGGUCACGUGGAAAAACUACGAAGCUGAGGAUACGCCUGCGAUCACCAUUUGCGCAAUGCCUUCUUUUCACCCUGACAAAUGGACGACAUUUUUCGACCAGUAUUCAGGAGGUCAAGAAUUGAUCAAUAAACCUUACGUGUCUGCUCCGCAAAUGUACAAUUUGGCGAAAAUUAAUGCAUCUUAUUUGGACGAGUUUUUCCGCUUUGUCGCAAUGCCGGUUGUUGCUCAGGUCACUUAUUGCGCUUUCGGGGCCACGGACAACGAAUGCAAACCAUAUCCUGGUGCAAAAGGGUUAUUCUACAAUUGGGAAUCUGGAAACUCGUCCCUGAUAGACACACCAAGUGGAAAGUGGAUAACUAGAAUGAUUGAAGAAAACAUCGGCCCUUUCGACGACAACAUCGGAAAAUGUUCGACACUGGUUGGCAGAAACCUCACUUUAAAGCACGGUUUACACAACAGAAUCAUCAUUGACCUCGACUCCGGCAUCCGAAGACCACCGCUGUACAAUUACAGAUCAGGAAGCUGGAACGAAUGGCUUACGAAGUCUGACUGGUUGACGACAUCCUGGUCCUUGUACAUUCACGAAGUCAAAGAAGCCGUCGGAAGUUACGCUUUGGUCAACGAAAUCGAGAGGCUGAAAAUAAAUUUUGACACCAUCACGGACGUGACAUUUACAACGGAAAAAUACGUCACCUUGUCCAAGGACGAUCAGCUUUGCAACGACGAUCCAAGCUACAGAUUCAAGCAGCCGAGGGAAUGUAACAUGAAGGACACCCGAGAUGACAUUGAUUAUGGUUUAGUAAAAGCAAGUUUAUUCACCAGAAAUGGAAGCAGGGCGUUUCAGGAUGCAAUGGAUAAUUGCUGUGCUAAACCUUGCACUUAUUACAGCUACGUCUACAAAAAAGCCUCAGAGAUGAGAAUGCUCGGCGUUAGACCAGCUGAGGAUUCAUACAAGGCAAAAAUCCGCAUCGGAAUCGGAGACAGUCGCGUCAAGGUGGUGGAAGAACAUUUGGCUUACGAAAUGGCGCAGUUUUUGGGUGAACUCGGAGGAAUUUGGGGACUCUUUUUGGGCGCUUCUGUCGUCAACGUCUUGGCCCUGCUUUACGCUUUCUUUCUGCAAACAGCACACACAAAAUUAUCCACUGCUGAAGGCAGGAAGGCUUGAAUUUCAACGAUUUUCGAAUCAAUUCCAUCACCUUGGCGUACAAACCAUCUGAGCACUAAAACGGAAAUGCAGACGAAUCAUCAACGCUUUUCCGGUAUUCAUUUAUAAACAAAGUACCAGCUCAUUCACACGGAUUCAUUCAGUUGCAUAUUUUCAACUC
Messenger RNA from Notodromas monacha, 6963 nucleotides. NCBI's taxonomy places the organism in Eukaryota, Metazoa, Arthropoda, Ostracoda, Podocopida, Cyprididae. The record is from the annotation of a GenBank genome assembly.